Molecule: messenger RNA, 1866 nt
Organism: Penicillium atrosanguineum
Lineage: Eukaryota; Fungi; Ascomycota; Eurotiomycetes; Eurotiales; Aspergillaceae
Product: T6SS phospholipase effector Tle1-like catalytic domain-containing protein
Exons: 1
Coding region: 1-1866 (621 amino acids)
Source: RefSeq, a predicted model, not a curated record
AUGAGCCACGGCCUCGUUGAAAUGGGCGACAAUUCCAAGUCCAACUUCUCCCCGUCUCGCAAGCGUAUCAUCAUCUGCUGCGAUGGAAGCGGUCAAUCGGCCGUCUCCGGCGAAGAGAGCAUCCCAUCCAACGUAACCCGCCUCUGUCGCGCAAUCAACAGCGUCGGCAUCGACAAUAACGACCACCUCCCCUGGCAACAAGUAGUCUGGUAUGAUUCCGGAGUCGGCACGAACUCAGACGGCCAUGUAUCCGCCGGAAAAGACCUCGAAGGGAACGUCAUCGAAGCAUACAAUUUCUGCGUUUUGAACUGGAACCCCGGCGACCAGGUUUUGUGUUUCGGUUUCUCGCGUGGUGCGUAUACCGCGCGCGCUAUUGCGGGGUUGAUUUCGGAUCUGGGCAUUUGUUCGAAGACUGAUAUUCAGGAUUUCCCGGAGGUGUGGACACUUUAUAAGCAGAGUCAUCCUGCUAUCACGGGGGAUAGGUUUUAUGGUAGUGAUGCUUACUAUGGUUGGCAUGAUGGGACGCCGGCGGAUCCUCAGCCGGCGGAAAGGCAGAGUGAUCAUGUGGUUUGGGAGGCUACGGGUCGGGGCGAAUGGGCUCAGACUCCGGAAUCGAGACAUGUUGAAGUGGUGGGUGUCUUUGAGACUGUUGGUGCGCUGGGAUUCCCUGAACUAUUCGGGUAUGAAGUGCCUCAAUGGAUCUCGCGAACCGACAAGCCCGAAUGGCAUAAUGUCGGACUUUCUCCCAGUAUGAUUUCUCUCCCGAAAUUCUCACAAAUGGCUAACAACUUCGCAGAUAUUAAGAACGCCUUCCAAGCACUGGCUCUGGAUGAACACCGUGCUGCAUUCACCCCGAUUCUGUUUUACGUGCCGACUGUCAUGAAAGCCACGACUGAGGAGACUGAGAAGGCACGAAAGGCAUGUGAAGCCGCAUCUCAAGCCUGGAUCGAUCUCCUAUUAACCGAGCGUCCAUCCCUCGAAGAUCUAAAACGCGUGAUCAAAGACAAGAACGAAGCCGCGCGAAAGCUGCUCGACUUGGAGGAAAGUCACAAAGAGCGCUCAAAGCUACUCCAAGUCUGGUUUCCUGGCGUGCACGUCAACAUCGGCGGUGGCUCCACGCUGACCCUGGAGAACAAGGGAAACAUGGAAGAGAUGUCGAACAUCACCUUCGCCUGGAUGCUGGACCAGAUCAAGGGCUUUGUCUCUCUCAAUGAAGAGACUUUGCGGAAAGAACAAUUGGCGCGACAGGCCAGACUCACUAAGAUCAAUACGGCCCUUCACUGGUAUAAUGAGAGACUCGAAAGACAAAAAUCAGAGUCGUGGGGCAAGUGGCUUCAGCGAAGUGGUCAGUGGGCUGUGUCGUCGAUUAGACAUCCUCUUACCAUGGGUGACAAGCCGGCCUAUAUGGAAGACCGCAGCUAUACCUGGGGACUCGGCGAUCUACCGGACAGCUUUGGUCUGGUGUAUGUUGUCAAUGGAUCCAGACUGCGUACACCGGGUCGCUAUGCCCUUGAUAAGGGUCAGAAGCUGGGCGAGACAUUUGAGCGGAUUCAUCCGAUUGUGGGAUACCGAGAGGAAAAGACCAAAGAUCAUGAGAAAAGCAAGAGGUAUCGCCCUAUCUGGUUGACGGGGGACAACUACGACCGGAAGAAGACCGAGGGAGGUUGCGAGUAUCUGUUCAGGUACCCCGGGUCCUCGGAGCACGCAGUCCUGCCUGAGUGGAAGCUGUCCGAGGACAUCAACUCCUUUGAGAGACUGGCCAUCAAAGGGAAGGAUGCGCAGGAGUAUGUUAAUGCCCUGGAUCUCCAGCUGGGAAGGGAUAUCAAACCUCCUCUUUCGCGAUCGGAGUGGUGGGAGGUCUCUUAG